GGAUAAUUUGCCUGUUUGGGUCGAAGCCGAGCCCCUGUCAGGUGCCUUCUUGACAUCACGUUGUGAAAUCCUCUGCUAUGCUGCCUAAUAGAUCCAUCACUGGAGUCAAAAAACGCGCCCGGACUGGUUGCUUGAGUUGUCGUAGACGGAGGCGUAAGUGUGAUGAACAGAAACCUCGAUGCAGCAGCUGCGAUACCAGGGGAAUAUCAUGCCAAUAUCCUGACGGUCUAAUCUUCAUACCUGCCCCGACAUCUCGAUACCAGGGUUUGAGAGACCCGGAUUUCAAUCAAGUGGCACAGACUUACGAUACUAUCGAGUUUGUAGAAAAUGCAACGUUCCAGAUUGCGGAUGCUCACACCGCAGGUAUACUGCCUGAACCAGCAUCCGUCACGGCCGAGACUCCUCGACCCCCAUUCGCCCCCGAGACAGUCACUCCACAGCGUAUAGAUAUUCAAGAAGAACAUUGUGAAGCUAUAGAAGACUCUGUAGCUUUGGAAGAUCCAGAUGAAGAGCCAAGAUCCGAGUUUAUCCCAUCUUCUAACGUCAAUAACGCGUCUACAGUGACUGUUGUAUCAGACAGCAGUCCGGCCGUGACACCUGCGGCUCGCGUGAAUCCAACGUCUCCACGAAAGUUAAGCUUGGAGAAAGCCUCAGCCUAUGACUUCCCAACAAACUUCGGCUUACCUCCUGGAGAUCAAGAAAUUGCGUUACUGCGGCACUUUCGUGAUAAUUUGUGUCCAUGUCUGGAUAUUGGGGGCUCAAAGUCAGCGGCUGGGCUCGACAUUAUGGUCCUGGCCAACUCCAGCAAACCACUCAUGUCCUCAAUUCUCUGGCUAGCCUCCGAACAUUAUGCUUCAAUAUCUUUGCAGUCUGAAAUUGAUCUUACUCCAGAAGCUGUCACGUACCGUCAACAUGCUACAGAGGGCCUCGAGCUUGAACCGGACGACACUACUGUCAAACAUAUAGGACACGGGUUGUUAACAUUGAAGGAGCUACUUGGAUCGAAGCCUCGGCAAUGGACCGGUAUCUUGGCACGGAGUAACAUUUACGAUACCACUAUAACAUUCGUACCCCCUGAGGAGACCAUUGAUUCCUUGUUUUGGGCCUUACUCAAGUUUGAUCUUGCGGCAUCCAUAAUUGGCAAACAGUCACCGAAAAUUUCGAUAUGUACCCUUCGAGAUACCGCUAGCCGACUUACCUUUCGUCCAGGUGCCAGAUAUGAUUGCCAAGCAUCGUUAUUGCGCCUGGGGGAAUGUUUACAUAUCGUGUAUGGGACUGACGACUCGUUGAGCUCGGUAUCCAACGGAUCUAACCGACAAGAAUCACCGACCUCCGAGACACAACUGACAAAUUUCUGGUCCCAGUGGACUUCUCUCUGGAGAGAAUGCCAAGAUUGGCAUAAGCAUCGAGCCCUGGAAGUGCAGCCCCUCUUGGUAGUGGAUAGCAUAGAAAUGAGCAGCAUCAACACCCCAGACGACCCAUCCUUCCCAAUGCUGCUGUUCACCGAGCCUCUCGCACUUGUCGUCAACAUAACGUAUUAUAUAACAUCCCUCCUGUUACUCAGUCGGCGGCCCCGUCUAUCAAGACUCUGGGCUCAUUCUAGCCUUGUAACCUCUAUGGCCUGGCAUGCUCAGUCUAUUGCCGGGGCGCUAACCAGUAAUCAGUAUCCGGAGAGUUGGGACCCGGUUGUAUUCGCAGGGGUCCUGAUGGCUGGCAAAGCGAUGACACACGAGUCACAGCAGAUGUCUUUGCUGAAGCAGCUCCACAAGAUGAUCAAUGCAGUUGGCUUAAAUCUAAGGAGCGAGGUUCAAGAACUCCAAUCAUCAUGGACUAUUUCACAUCACGAUAGUCAUUAGGUAGUAUGAUAAGAAGUUUUUUGUUGGCUUUGAACAAAGUAGAACGGCCUGCCUCUCUAAACCAGUUCCUGCGAUAGAGCUCAUAAAUAAAUGGUGUGACGCUCUACCACAUGCG
Molecule: messenger RNA, 1971 nt
Organism: Trichoderma harzianum CBS 226.95
Lineage: Eukaryota; Fungi; Ascomycota; Sordariomycetes; Hypocreales; Hypocreaceae
Exons: 4
Coding region: 78-1856 (592 amino acids)
Biological process (GO): positive regulation of transcription by RNA polymerase II
Cellular component (GO): nucleus
Molecular function (GO): DNA-binding transcription factor activity, RNA polymerase II-specific; zinc ion binding; transcription cis-regulatory region binding
Source: RefSeq, a predicted model, not a curated record